Molecule: messenger RNA, 2130 nt
Organism: Lolium perenne
Lineage: Eukaryota; Viridiplantae; Streptophyta; Magnoliopsida; Poales; Poaceae
Product: calmodulin calcium-dependent NAD kinase
Molecular function (GO): ATP binding; kinase activity
Source: RefSeq, a predicted model, not a curated record
CAUUACGGCCACCGGCCGUUGGCACGCCACCACCAACCACCACCACCGAGGUCGCUCGCCGUACGCACGCCGUCGCGAGGCCGCGACCGGAACCCACAUCCAUAUACAGCCAGGCCAGGCCCCCUUCCUCCGCCGCGGGGUGGAACUGGGGGAAUGCCUCUCUUCCUCGCCUGAUUUAUCGUCUUGCUUGCCCCCACGCGAAUCCCGCGGCGCCGUCCGUCCCCAUCGCCGCCGCCGGCCCCGCCCCGCCCGCCAAUUCCGUUGGGAGCCACGGCACGCCACUGCCCCGGCCCCGUCCCCCCGGGGCUCCCAAAUUUCCAACCCGCCCCGACGACUCGGCUGAGACGUGUCCGCAUAUACAAAUCCACGCCGCAUCGCGCCCUCCUCCUCAUCCUCAUUGCCUGGGUGGAGUGGAGGACCUGUGCACUGUGCAGGCGCAGCGUCGCCUUGACCGCGGGGGCCGUCCGACAGACGCGAGCUGCCGGGGUCCGACGGAGCGGCAUGAGGGACGACGGGCCCGCGGCGGCGCUGGUGCCGCGGCUGCUGGUGUCCAGCGCCAGCCGCGUCCAGGAGCUCGAGAGGUUCUCCCAUUACGUCGCGAGGCAAAUCGGGUUCGACCACGCCAGCGAGUGCCCCCACCUCUGCACGCUGGCGUAUGACUACCUGCGCAAGAACAAGGGCUACGAGGAGAACAUAUUCGCCUUCUUCCAGAACACCGCCGACCCUGAAUCACUCAUCGUCAAGUUCAUCGAGGAGCUCGACAAGUGUAUUCUGGGUUACUUUUCGUUCCACUGGAAAUGUUCCACCUACAUGAUUACCCAGGUUCUCACAGUGGAAGGUGCACCUAAAAGAAAGCUCAGGAACAUGGUGCUGGAGGCCACUAGGAAUCAGAGAUUUGAGAGGGUCACAAAAAACUUAAAGGUUACCAGGCUAUUCUCCACACUGGUGGAGGAGCUCAAGGCCAUAGGACUAUCUUCACAUGAUCAGGCGCAAUGCAGUGACGUGAUGGUCCCUGCAGCACAUUGUGAUCGCAGCCCAGUCCUACUCCUGAUGGGUGGUGGAAUGGGAGCUGGCAAGAGUACUGUACUUAAAGAUAUACUCAAGGAAUCAUUUUGGUCUGGAGCAGCAGCUAAUGCAGUGGUGGUGGAGGCAGAUGCAUUCAAGGAAACUGAUGUUAUAUAUCGAGCCAUUAGCUCAAGAGGCCACCACAACGACAUGCUGCAGACGGCAGAGCUGGUGCACCAGUCAUCGAUGGAUGCGGCUUCUUCGCUCCUGGUGACUGCCCUCAACGAAGGGAGGGAUGUGAUCAUGGAUGGCACACUAUCUUGGGAGCCAUUCUUUGAGCAAACAGUAGCCAUGGCAAGGACUGUGCACCGGCAGCGGUACCGCAUGGGCGUCGGCUACAAGGUUACUGAAGACGGGACAAUCACCGAGGAUUACUGGGAGCCAGUUCAGAAUUGCAGUACUGACGAAGAGAGCGAGAUGAGAUCAAGGAAGCCUUACCGCAUCGAGCUCGUCGGUGUAGUCUGUGAUGCCUAUCUGGCAGUUGUCAGGGGAAUCAGGAGAGCGGUGAUCACCGGGAGAGCAGUGAGGGUGAAGUCCCAGCUGCAGUCGCACAAGAGAUUCGCCACGGCGUUCCACGGGUACUGCGGCGUGGUUGACAACGCGAGGCUCUACAGCACCAACUCCAUGGGUGCUCCGAAGUUGAUAGGGUGGAAGGACGGCGAGAGCAACCUGCUGGUGGACCCGGACGAGAUCGGCACCUUGGAGAGGGCGAUCGGCCUGAACGACGAGGCCAACUCAGUCGAUGAGCUCUACCUUGACGGAGAGCCAUCACCCUCGGCGUGGCAGGACCUCGUGGCGUCACCGUCCAGGGCGUCCAUGCAGCGUGAGCUCAAGGCCGCGGUGCAGGCGAGCGAGGCACGCUUCCAUGCCGCGUCAUAGUAGCCGUUGGCUGGCCGUCUGUGCCUGCCGCUGUGACGCACCGGUACAAACUUUUGAGCCGUACUGGUGCCUGUGGCGUUUUUCUUUCUUUUCUUCUUUCUUUUUCCACGAUCUUUGGUUGAUGUGGCUUAUUAACGCUGGUGGGUGGUGCUAGAUGGCUCAUGGAAAAGGCCGUUGUUGUCGAUC